GGCUUGCAUUAGACCGGCUCGCGUGCGUGAGAGUUUUCCCUGAACUCCAGACUGAAUAACGGGGGAGAAACAAAAAGCAGAAACUUUCUCUCUCCUAAAAGAAAGAGGAACAAAACCCGGAGCCGCUUCUAUAAAGGAAGCGUCAAGGCUGGACGUGUGUGAUUAGCGCCUGAAACACAACCAAACACACUCCUUUCUCUCUCUCUCACUCACACACACGUGCUUACACUCUCAAACACGCACAAAGCUGGAACCCGUGCGGUCCUCAGGUGCCGGCUGAUAGAGGGAUAAACUCCAGAGCGACUCUGCUUCCAGACAUGAAGACCUUCAGCACGUUUUUGGCUUUGCUGAUGAUCUUCAGUGCUGCUGCAGCUUCAGAUUGUGAGCUGAGGGACAUUUACAGAGUCGAAAACGAUGUCAUCAACGUGGACGAUAAAGGAGACUGUUGCUGGACCAAUUUCGCUAUGACGAACGGGACCAAAGUGCACAUCCUCAAUCUGAUCUUAACUCCAGAUGCUGAUUACGCCAUGAUGGAGGUGACUUUAGCCGAUCCGUCCAUCCUGAUCAUCACCUGCCCAAACACGAACGGCAAAUCCGUCUACAUCACUUUAAAUCCACCAAUUCGAUGCUACUUUACGCAUCAAAGAAUAUUAUGUUGAUCCAGCAACAGUCUUCCAUGGCUCCAGACGCUCAAGGCAGCGAGCUUGUAUCAUGGGCAACGGCACAGUUCGGUGGAGUUUCAUCAUUUACCACAAUCAAUAAUCCAUCCAACAUCAGUUUCAUUGAGACUAAAGAAACUCCGUCCGUGUCCAUCUGUGAGCUGAAACCGGAAUCAGCGAAGACGAUGAAGUCACUGAGGUUUAUUUCUGAGAAUAAGGGAGUUAAAUCCUGCCGGUUUGAGGAAUCAGAGGACGAGGUUCACAUCAUCCACAUUCCGGGUCACCUCGGCUCCAGGAACGUCUUUGUGGAUGUGGAUCCAGCUUUCGUGAAGCUAAUCCUGAGGGGUCCAAACGGAACGGUCUGGACAAUCAAUUCUAACAAUGUCUCAUUCAAAUCCAACAAUGUAAUUUCCCUAAACGGUAUGACCGUGACCCGGCUGAGCGACCUCUCUGACGACGACGACGAACUCCGGAAUCAGGCACUCCAUUACUUUAGGAGCAAAUCCAUCAAGAGCUACACAAAGAUUUACCUGAAAGGCCCAAUAAUCCAGGUCAAGAUUCUGAAGAAAAAAACAAGUGAAGUGACUGAGAGAAGUAAACCUACAGAGGCGCCCACGUCUCCCACCUGGAUGAAGUUGUUCACGUCUCCUGAUUACUCAGUGCAACUUGAUUCCAGCACCAAAGUGCCAACCAACAAGAGGCUCUAUGCUCAGGUCUGGAGUUUGCUCCAUGGAAAUGUGGACUUGAAUAUCAAAGUGACGUCAUGUUAUGUGCACUCCAAAGGCCUCCAGCCGUUGGAGAGGAGCGUCUCAUUAAAACAGGAACCGUGCUUGGCAUGUUAUAAUAACACAAGGUUCAGCUUUUUGCUUGACACAUUGCAGGAUCUGCCUACCAACAACUGGGAGCUUCGGUGUAACGUCACCCACUGUAUGAAAUCCACAGCAGUCGUGAGUUGUGCACAACCGGAGCUGGUGACGGAAAACGUCCAAGUCGUCCCGUCGCUCGUCCCGUCGACGCCGAAUCAGUGUGUAGAUUUCAGCCUGCAGUCAGUUCUGGGCAUCGCCUUCGGAGGUUUCCUCAUCGGCGUCCUGCUCAUCGGUGCUCUCUGGUUCAUCAAAAUCCGCACAGGUUAUCCCGGCUCUCUGGGUUUUGGCUUGUCAGAGACCUUCUUCUCAGGAUGUCCAUGCGGUCUGACUAAGCAUCAUGCAGUGCCCACUAACCCGUCCCCCUCUGAGAACAGCAGCGCCAACGGCAGCAUGAGCAGCACCCAGAGCACGCCGAGCAGCAGCAUGGCAUGAGCAUGCUCAGACACACACACACACACACACACACACACACAGAGACGAACAGGGAAGGGCUUUUUUUCCCCCGUCUGAACUGGGACCUUUUGUAAAACUCCGCCCCCUGCAGCCACCCAGCAUCAGGAAGUCAGCGGGACAAAAAACUCAGCCUCAGUCCGAGACAGGAAAAACACAGCAUAUCCCCCAAGAACUAACAGGAAAUUCACAGCAUUCCUCUCGACAGAUCGGAGGCACAAUAAGACCUGAGGAGAAAAACACACAUCAAACCGCUGUGACCUGCAUCACCCCCGCCCUAACCAGCACCACCCCCAACCCCUAUUACCCCUCACUCCCUUAUCACCCCACCUCCACCCCGCCCAUGAUCCAAUUAACACAAAAUAAUAAUCGUCCAGUUUCACCGUUUCUCCGCUAUAUAAAACAUUCCUGCCUCGCCUCUCUCCAGCCUCCGAGGACACGUUUGGGAAAAGGCUACCUCUUCUUUUAUUGCGAGUACAGAAAAAUAAGUAGCUCCAGUUCCUGAGGAAUUGGAUUUUCUCUGCAGGAACCACGUGAUAUUGUUGGACUUUACUGUUCUCCACCGAGACACUAUCUUUAUUUUUAGUUUGUAUUUACCCAAGAACGCUUGUAAGUUUGUACACCCUCUGCAUUCUUUUUUUAUUUUAUAAAUUGAAAAAUCUUUUUUUAGCAGAAUGUCUUCAUCGCUUUUCGUUCAUCCUUCAACAGAUUCCAGGAAAGCGUUUUUUUUUUAAA
This is a messenger RNA of Silurus meridionalis, 2710 nucleotides long. RefSeq names its product endoglin (gene eng). The record is from RefSeq and is a predicted model, not a curated record. The coding region runs from base 626 to 1957 and encodes 443 amino acids. Lineage: Eukaryota; Metazoa; Chordata; Actinopteri; Siluriformes; Siluridae. The transcript is spliced from 14 exons.